This is a messenger RNA of Nasonia vitripennis (jewel wasp), 438 nucleotides long. It is a transcript of the gene ACP, whose product is annotated as AKH/corazonin-related peptide. The record is from RefSeq and is marked validated. The coding region runs from base 73 to 333 and encodes 86 amino acids. The transcript is spliced from 3 exons. Gene Ontology annotation, molecular function: hormone activity. NCBI's taxonomy places the organism in Eukaryota, Metazoa, Arthropoda, Insecta, Hymenoptera, Pteromalidae. Gene Ontology annotation, cellular component: extracellular region.
CCAGACGUCAGACGCGAGUCCAGCAGUCGAUAGCGGCUACACUUCAUCCCCCUCGAGACAGCGAUCUUCAUCAUGGGCCGAAGACUGAGCAUCGGACUCGCCGCCGCCGCUAUCCUAUUCAGCUGCAUGCUGCACUUCGCCCUGGCUCAGGUCACCUUCUCCAAGGGCUGGGGCCCGGGAAAGCGCUCGGCCCUCUACGAGACGGACUGCAGCAGAGUCAACUACAAGUCCCUGGCUCUGCUCUUUCACACCCUCCUGGCGGAAGUGAAGCAUCUAAUGGCCUGCGAUCAUCAAGCCACCGUCAACUACCUGCAGAGCGUCGAGCGACAGUAGCGGCAGUCCGCCCCUCAGCCCGUCCCCGAAAAAGAAAUAUACCUGCUCGCGCACACCCACUGAAUUAUUCACGCGCAGUCGUGCUACUGUAGUCCACUGUCAAAA